AUGCGGGGUACUCUCUUUUUAACUGCUGGCGCCCUCCUUCUGAAUUCUCUCGGUGCGGCCACUGAGACAAAUUGGCCGUAUGCCUCCUUCAAGACCGGUCCUUGGGAGCCUCCCCAGCUGGCCCUGAACAAGACUGACGGUGUUGACCCUGGUCUGAUCUUCAUCCCCAUCCGCAACGAGAACACGGCCGGUACCGCGGUGACCAUCUACGACAACGAUGGCCACUUUGUCUACCAGGGCCCUGAGGAAGCCACCAUGGACUUCAGGGUGCAAAAGCUGUUCGACGAGGACGUGCUCACCUUCUGGUCGGGCGAGGUUGAGGUGGCCGGUGGCUAUGGCUACGGCAAGGUUCACAUCCUCGACAAGACCUACCGUGAGAUCCACACCAUCACUCUGACCGACAACUUCGUCACUGCCACGGGCGAGACCCGCGACUCCUACAUCGAUGUCCACGAACACCAGAUCACUGACCGCAACACCAUCCUGGUCUCUGCUAUCAACGUCACCCAGCACAACCUGACCUCUCUGGGUGGUCCCUCCGACGCGUGGAUGACUGUCAGCCACUUCUAUGAGAUCGAUAUUCUCACCAAAGAGAUCCUCUUCACCUGGAACGCUCUGGAUCACCAGGACAAGAUUCCACUGUCUAGUUCUCGUCAGAGAAUGCAGGCUCACCCUGUCCAAGCCACUCCCUGGGACGCGUACCACAUGAACUCGGUCACCCCCACCAACGAUGGCUACCUGAUAUCUAUGCGCUUCUACUGGUCCGCCUUCUACCUGAACAAGGAUGGUACUGUCCGCUGGCAGCUUUCGGGUGACGGUGACGGCGAUGGCGACUUCACCGGUGAAGACGUCCGCUUCACAUGGCAACACCACAUCCGCGUAUACAACGAGACCGACGAGAGUCUAGUCUUGAGUGUCUUCAACAACGCCAACAGCCAAAGCCAAUCCCAAAGCGAGACAACCGGCAUGGUCUUCGACGUCGACCUGACCAAUAUGUCCGGCUCCAUGCUGUACAACCUGUCCGACCCCACCGACGCUAUCUACACAAAAACCCAGGGCAGCUUCGAGUUCCUGGGUGAGGCCGCUACCACCUCCAAUAUGUUCAUUGGUUACGGAUCGGACCCCCAGGUGAAGGAGUACAACGGCAAGGGCGACGUCGUUCUCUCUGCGCAGUUCGGUGCCCGUACACACGCCAUGUCCUACCGUGCUUUCAAGAGCGAGUGGAAGGCUACGCCUUUCUGGAACCCUGCCGCCGUUGUCGACGACGACACUGUCUACAUGAGCUGGAAUGGUGCCACUGAGUACGAUAACUGGGCUAUCUACUCGAUUCCUUCUCUCGGCUCCAACGCUACCAAGCUUAUGACUACGCACAAGCGUACUGGCUUUGAAACCAAUGUCAGCAUUGCUGACUUGGAUGCCAAGUAUAUUACUGUUGCGGCCCGUCGGGGUAACACUGUUCUGCGCUUCAGCGAUGCUGUUGAAGUCUAA
Messenger RNA from Penicillium argentinense, 1488 nucleotides. RefSeq names its product arylsulfotransferase family protein. The transcript has 2 exons. Lineage: Eukaryota; Fungi; Ascomycota; Eurotiomycetes; Eurotiales; Aspergillaceae. The record is from RefSeq and is a predicted model, not a curated record. The coding region runs from base 1 to 1488 and encodes 495 amino acids.